Molecule: messenger RNA, 249 nt
Organism: Sporothrix schenckii 1099-18
Lineage: Eukaryota; Fungi; Ascomycota; Sordariomycetes; Ophiostomatales; Ophiostomataceae
Exons: 1
Coding region: 1-249 (82 amino acids)
Source: RefSeq, a predicted model, not a curated record
AUGGCCACAAAGGGAAGCUGGCAAGCUUCGUUUACGUUGCAUGCGACGUACAUUGGUAUCCUGCUCCUCCGCAGGGCCACCAAAACGUCUGCUGGCUGCCGAGAAAGAACCGAACAGGCACGAGUCGUCUCACAAUCUUCCGUCCGCAGUCCCCUCCCAGGCAAUGCAAAAUGUUUAGAUUGGCUCGAUUGGGACAUUGUGCCGACGCCGGGGAUCGUCAGGGAGGAAGAGGAGGAGGAGGAGGGAUAG